AUAACUAUAUUCACUCAAAAAAAUACUACUUUUCUCUUUAAAAGUUAAAUGAAAAUAUAUAAGUGCUUCUUUUCCUGAAGAUAAAUGUCACAGUUACAGGAAAAAAUAGCGGAAGCUGACAAUCUUUCAUUGUUGUCGUUUGGUCUAUCGAAUUCCAAGAUGGCGAACACUGCCCACCCUGGAUAUUGAGUGUAAUUUUACAAUAGCUCAUACUUUUUUCACGAGUGCAUUUGUUUUCGUGAAACCCACUUGUUCAUCAGAAACAAUGGAGUUACGCGUAGGAAAUAAAUACCGUCUUGGUCGCAAAAUAGGAAGCGGAUCUUUUGGCGAUAUAUAUUUGGGUACGAACAUUACCACAGGAGAAGAAGUUGCUAUUAAAUUAGAAUGCAUCAAAACUAAGCAUCCACAACUAUGCAUAGAAAGUAAAUUUUAUAAAAUGAUGCAAGGUGGAGUUGGAAUACCCACUAUCAAAUGGUGUGGUUCUGAAGGGGACUACAAUGUCAUGGUUAUGGAACUCCUGGGACCAAGUUUGGAAGACCUUUUUAAUUUUUGCAAUAGAAAAUUUAGCUUAAAGACUGUUUUAUUAUUAGCGGAUCAAUUAAUAACUAGAAUAGAUUACAUCCAUAGCAAAAACUUCAUUCAUAGAGAUAUUAAACCUGACAAUUUUUUAAUGGGACUUGGCAAGAAAGGCAAUUUAGUGUACAUAAUAGACUUUGGACUUGCAAAAAAAUAUCGUGAUUCUCGUACACAUCAGCAUAUUGCCUAUAGGGAAAACAAAAAUCUCACUGGCACUGCAAGAUAUGCUAGCAUCAACACACAUUUAGGAAUUGAGCAAAGUCGGAGAGAUGACUUAGAAUCUUUAGGUUAUGUAUUAAUGUACUUCAACCGUGGCAGCUUGCCUUGGCAAGGGCUACGAGCAGCUACAAAGAGGCAAAAGUACGAGAGAAUCAGUGAGAAAAAAAUGUCUACGCCCAUUGAGGAACUCUGCAGAACAUUCCCUUCGGAAUUCGCCACAUACUUAAAUUACUGCAGAUCCUUGCGGUUUGACGAGAAACCGGACUACUCAUAUUUACGGCAGCUACUAAGAAAUCUAUUUCAUCGUCAGGGAUUUACAUAUGAUUAUGUAUUUGACUGGAACAUGCUUAAAUUUGGUGGAAAUCGCAACCAGCAGGAGAUCCAGGAGGACCGAGAUCGUCGGGACCGCCACCACCAGCACACCAGCACCACUUCUCGGGGGGCCCUGCCCGCCCCCACGACGGCCAGCAGUAGCCGGCUGAGGGGGGCCCCCGACUCGGCCAGCCCCGCCACCGGCCGCUCACUGCCCCACCACCUGGUGGCAUCCUCCAACCUUGCCCCAGCCAUCUCCUCGGGCGGCGCGCCUGCGGCUUCCGCCGCCGCCAUGGUGGCUGCCUCCCAUGCCGCCGCCCCCCUGCCGUCCUCUGCCAUGCCAUGCAUGCGCUCGCGGACCCGAUCCACGCCCAGAGCGGGCAUUGCCGGUCACGAGACCGGCGCACAGAGAUGAUGACCGCCCGCCGCCCAGUGUGGUGCCGCCGACUAAAAUGUAUGAGUUGUAUAUCCAGGGAGGUUGCUAAUUUCACCUGCGGUGUAGACUCGCUUGUAUAGUCAACAACAAAACGUUUCCGAGGAGGUUGCCGACUCCGUGGCGAGAAAACGGCUCGGGAGCGAGCCGGAGUCGGAUCGCGGGAGGACGAGCGAGUUUAUAUUUUUUUCUUUUAGAUUGUAAGGUGCCAGUUCAAAACAAAAGCUUCCUUCGAACAAUCUUAGCUUCCUCAUUAGACGAUAAAAUGAAGUGACUAUCUUUGCAACUGUGUACAGCUCAUUAUUUGUAUUUCAUCAUUUGGCUUUUUAAGAAUUUGUUGGACAUUUUCAGUGUUUAUAACAUGUACAAAAUUCAGCGACUCAAACUCAGAUUCUGUGCCUGGUAGGUAGAGGGCACUAGGUCCAUUUAUAAAUAAUUCAGAAAGGUUUAAAACUUAUAUCAGAAAUAUUAAAAGUCCAAAGAUUAUAACCCCUAACUAACUUUCAUUUUUGUUUUAAUCUUUGUUUUACCUUAUUUAUUAUUUUACUAACAAUCCUAUGAACAAGCAUUCAAAAAAAAAAAAACUUUUAAAAUCAUCUUCUGGAUUAUUUCAUUUUUGUGGCAUAGUGCCCUUUACACCCCUGGCACAAAAUAAUGACCCGAAAAUAUCAAAAACAGGAAAGGUGAUUGUCAUUGCCCAUGUUAUUUUACUCUAACACCGUUGAGAAGAGGAUCUAUAAGUAGUAUAACCCUUAUUUUCUUACACCCCUUUCCCUUACUCUUGUGUAUAAGUAGAAUAGGAGCUAUAUGUUCAGUAUUUUUAAGUUUAUUUAUUGAUUAUUCCUCUUUUGAUAUGCAUAUGUAAAAAGAUUGUAUAAACAUGCUCGUCAUUUAAUUGUGUGUUGCAUUUUUACAGAUAGCAAAAAUUAUGAUGCUUAAAGAAACACAGUCAUUGUUUCAGCCCGGUUUUUAGCUGAUAAAACAUAGAGUGCUAAAUAUUUUUGUAUGUUUUUUCAGAGCAUUUUAUAAUGGCAACAAAAUUUCUAAAAUGUGCCCUAAAAUGUAAAUAUAAUACACCCUUUUUUGAAAAAUAUUUGUUUUUGCCAAGUGCAGCAUGUGUUCGCAUUUUUAUCAAAGCAAUCGAUUUAAUCUACUAACCUGGUCUUAUUUUUGUUUUUUUGAUUAAUUUCUAGCAAAGUUAUUCAUUUUAUUUCCUUAUUUUACAAUAAUGAAUUGGAUAGGUUUCUUAAUGAAGUAUUUUAUGAACAAAAUAUGUAUCAACAAAUUUCGGAAUUCUCUUUUCCUUUAAUUGCAAUUCAGACAGCAGUAACACCAUAUAUAUAUAUGUAUAUAUCAACAUUUCACACUUGUGGUGUUUUGUAAAUGAAACGGUAAAGUUUUUUUAGCGCUGCUUUCUGCAAAUUUUGUGUCUUACCUCAAAUUUGUAAAUGCGAUACUUUCUUUUAUAGCAAUAAACAUUUAACUCUUAAAUGUGUUCUUUUUUUUUCUGACCAAGUCUUUAAUUAACAAAUGAAAUAAAUUAAAAAAUUUUAAAUAAUAAUAAUGAAUAUUUCUGUAUAAUUGCCAAAGAUUUAAAAACAAGGGCAUUUUCUUAUAAAUUUGUUACUGACAAUUUAAAUUGAAACUAUGUCCUAUAGUUUUUGUUAAGUUAAAAUGUUUUCAGCAUUUGAAAUUAAUGCUUUUUUACAGUGUGUUAUGUUUGAAGAUGUAUUGCUCUAUCAAUGCAUCAUUUUAGAAAGAAAUUAAUACCUGGCACUGUAGUGUGGAGUGUUGAUUCAUAUUUUGCAAUACAUUACUCCGCUCAAAUGUUUACUUGAUAGUUCCCGCUAGUGACAUUGAUUUCAUGGAACUUAUUAAAAGCAGUUUUUUUGUCUUUUCCAACUGUCAAAUUGUAAUGAUUUUUUCGACUGUUGUUCUUUUUCAAAGUUUUUGUGAUUAAAUGAAAGAUUUAAAUCAGUAGAAAUGGCUGCUAAAUGAUUAAACUUGCUUAAUGUUCUCAAAGGCUCUCAGUUUAGAGUUUUGACAUGAUUUAAAAAAUCCAGGGCUGUUGAGAUUUUUUUCAAACCAGACUCAUCAAACUGGAUUACCAGGUUAAAAUGUUAAUCUCCAAAAACUCCCAAUUGAAAGUUUCUCAACACGGUUCAUGAUAAUGUUGAAUAUGUUUUAAAUGUUUCUAAUCUUUGUUUUAAGUGAUAAUUUAAUGUUCAAAUGUAUUUAAUGUUUCUAAACAACAUUUGGGGACUGUUUUUAAACAAUUAUCUUAAAAUACAGGCGUCCCUCGUGUAGCACGGUACUUCUACAACACGGUUUUGAUAUUACACAGUACCAAAUUUGGGAUUAUUAUAACACAGUUUCGAUAUCACACGGUUCAAAACUUGAAUUAAAUACUACACGGUUUUGAUGUAACUCGAAAGUUAUAUUUAAAAAAGAUGGGUUUUUAUUUUUGUUUAAUCUAUUCUGUUACUAGUUGAUAACUGUAAUAAGUUUUUACUUUGUUUUUAUGAAACUUGGUUUCAAUAUAACACGGUACACAUCCCUUGAUUUACAUUAUUUCUAAGUCUCAUAUAUCACGGUUUCGAUACUACACAGAACGAAUUAACCGUGUUAUACGAGGGACACACCCCUGUACCUUUUGAAAUUCCAUGCAAUUUUAAAUUUACAAAAUUUCAUCUUUUUAAAAAGGCAGCUGUUUUGAUGGAAGGUAAUUGUAUGCGGUUGAAAAUUUUAUUUAUUUUUUUGGUUAUAAUGUUGUGAUAAUAAAUUGUGCAUUCAUUUUUUUAAGUGGUCAUAAUAAUUCUAUACAUUAAUUGUUCCACUGAUAUCAAUACUGUAUCAUCAUCUUUGAUUUAAUCAAAUUUCUGUGUGUUCCUUAAUUGUUUAAAAUAAUAAAAAUGCUACACUAAGUGUAUUACAAUAUA
This is a messenger RNA of Uloborus diversus, 4479 nucleotides long. RefSeq names its product casein kinase I-like. Gene Ontology annotation, biological process: peptidyl-serine phosphorylation; signal transduction; endocytosis. The coding region runs from base 266 to 1522 and encodes 418 amino acids. Gene Ontology annotation, molecular function: ATP binding; protein serine/threonine kinase activity. Gene Ontology annotation, cellular component: nucleus; cytoplasm. The transcript is spliced from 7 exons. NCBI's taxonomy places the organism in Eukaryota, Metazoa, Arthropoda, Arachnida, Araneae, Uloboridae. The record is from RefSeq and is a predicted model, not a curated record.